CCGCCGGCGCUCGCCAUGACUGCCGGAGCCGCGGUCGCCGCCCGCCGCCUCCUCCUCCUUCGCCACCCCCGCCACUCCCACCUCCUUCCCAAGCACCAAUUCUCUUCGUCCGCCGCGGCCGACGGUCUGGACGGUGGGGACGGCGGCCGCGUCAAGAUCUUCGACCGCGACCUGAAGCGCCGGCACCGGGACCGAGCGGCGUGGGCGAUGCGGGAGAACGACGCGCUGUUGGAUGCCGUCGCCGAUAACCUCCUCGAUCGCCUUGAGGACUGCAGGAAGGCGUUCCCCUCAGCGCUCUGCAUGGGCGGCGCAGCCGGCGCCGUCCGCCGGUUGCUCCGCGGCCGUGGUGGAAUUGAGAAAUUAACCAUGAUGGACAUGUCGGAAGACAUGGUGAAGAAGUGGCGGGAGUUGGAGAAUGCUGCUGAGGACGGCCUCGAGACAAACUUCAUCGUUGGAGACGAAGAGUAUCUUCCAAUCAAAGAAAACUCUCAGGAUUUGAUAAUGAGCUGUCUUGGGCUUCAUUGGACCAAUGAUCUACCUGGAGCAAUGAUACAGUGUAGGUUGGCGUUGAAGCCUGAUGGCCUUUUUCUUGCAGCGAUUCUUGGUGGAGAGACUCUGAAGGAACUAAGAAUUGCAUGCACUAUUGCUCAAAUGGAACGCGAGGGAGGCAUCAGUCCUCGAAUGUCCCCUUUAGCACAAGUCCGUGAUGCAGGAAAUCUUUUGUCAAGGGCAGGCUUCGCCCUUCCUGGUGUUGAUGUAGAUCGGUAUACAGUCAAGUACAAUAGUGCUCUGGAACUUGUGGAACAUCUUAGAGCAAUGGCAGAAACGAAUGCUCUCUUCCAAAGAAGCCCUAUAUUAAAGAGAGAUACAGCACUGGCUACUGCAGCCAUAUACCAGUCAAUGUUUGGGUUAGAAGAUGGAACCAUUCCAGCUACCUUUCAGGUAAUUUACAUGACUGGCUGGAAGGAGCAUUCAUCGCAGCAAAAAGCUAAGAGAAGGGGUUCUGCGACUGUAUCAUUUAGUGACAUAAGGAAAGAAUUUGGUUCCAACCAAGAGUGAACUUCUAGCAAAUGCCUUUAUUUAAAAAGUCUCUCUCCGAAGAUGGAAAAGAAAACCCCUAGUGCCUCACAGUAUAACCUCGGGUUUCCGAUGCAUUCUGAUUUGCAGAAAGCAAGUGUGCUUUGUUGGUUGCCACCAAAAUCCUCUGAAGAAUCCCUUGUUACAUCGUUCUUCACGAUCAUCCUGUAAUAUUUUCAGUGUCUCUUUGAGUGGCAGUCCCGACUUUAAUGGACUGUUUGGACCAUGAACCUAGCCUACCGGUGACGUGUUCACAAUGUUGUAACAACUGUUCUGGUUGACCCAUUGUAAAUUCGAAGGAACUCUGUUAUUAAACUUGUCAUGUCAAUAAAUAUAACUUGCCCAUUUU
Lolium rigidum is the source of this 1426-nucleotide messenger RNA. Its product is annotated as putative methyltransferase At1g22800, mitochondrial. NCBI's taxonomy places the organism in Eukaryota, Viridiplantae, Streptophyta, Magnoliopsida, Poales, Poaceae. Gene Ontology annotation, biological process: mitochondrial respiratory chain complex I assembly. The record is from RefSeq and is a predicted model, not a curated record. Bases 16 to 1059 code for a protein of 347 amino acids. Gene Ontology annotation, molecular function: S-adenosylmethionine-dependent methyltransferase activity. Gene Ontology annotation, cellular component: mitochondrion. The transcript has 10 exons.